UCGACGUCACUUUUUGUUUAAUGAAAAUGGAUGAAAAUGAGUCACAAAAGUAUUUGUGAUUUACAAACGACGUUUAAUUAAAUCUAUUCUAAACGUUUUAUUAUUAACUGUAUCCCGGAAAAGCAGUAGAUAUGUUCUCCAGUGGUCCAAACUAUACAAAGUUAAAGACGAAUCUUCGUCUCGCUUUGAAUAGGCUUAAAUUAUUGGAAAAAAAGAAGGCUGAACUAGCGCAGAAGGCACGAAAGGAAAUUGCAGAUUACUUGGCCACUGGGAAAACGGAGCGGGCCCGCAUUCGAGUAGAGCACAUUAUACGUGAGGAUUAUCUUGUGGAAGCUAUGGAAAUAAUUGAAAUGUACUGUGACCUCCUCUUGGCCCGUUUCGGUUUAAUUACGCAGAUGAAAGAAUUAGAUGAUGGCAUUGCUGAGGCAGUAUAUAGUUUGGUGUGGGUGUGCCCGCGCCUGCAAAGUGAUGUGGCCGAACUCAAAGUGAUUUCCGAUAUUUUCAUUACUAAAUACGGGCCUCAAUUUGCCGAGCAUUCCCGUACUGCAACGGGAGAGCAUCAAGUAUCUGGAAAAUUGAUGAAUAAACUCCAGCUUCAAGCUCCGCCUAAACUGUUAGUGGAAAAGUAUUUAAUCGAAAUAGCUAAAAAUUAUAAUAUCGAGUAUGAGCCCGACCCACAAGUAAUGCAAGAGGAAAAGGCCAACAGCGAUCAACCACAGGCACAUUUAAUUGAUUUAUCAGACCGAAAUAACUUGGGAGGUGGUGGUGGAGUAGGUCCACCACCUCAAAUGGGUUUUAUUGGCUACCCCUCACUUCCUCCUCUGCCAGACCCUCCAGCAGCAAAGCCAUUCAAUUAUCCACCACCUUACGGUCCAGGGCCGGGAUCUGGUGGUGGUGGAUCUGCAGCGUCUGGAGCCACUCCACCACAGCCGUUUGCCUAUAAUAUACCACCAGCUCAAUCCAAUUAUGAGCAUANCGAAAUAACUUGGGAGGUGGUGGUGGAGUAG
Rhagoletis zephyria (snowberry fruit fly) is the source of this 1007-nucleotide messenger RNA. RefSeq names its product increased sodium tolerance 1-like protein (gene Ist1). Gene Ontology annotation, biological process: protein transport. The record is from RefSeq and is a predicted model, not a curated record. Lineage: Eukaryota; Metazoa; Arthropoda; Insecta; Diptera; Tephritidae.